Molecule: messenger RNA, 648 nt
Organism: Hibiscus syriacus
Lineage: Eukaryota; Viridiplantae; Streptophyta; Magnoliopsida; Malvales; Malvaceae
Exons: 2
Coding region: 41-625 (194 amino acids)
Source: RefSeq, a predicted model, not a curated record
UAAAACAAAACUAGUUCUUCCACACCCCUUUGAUUCAUCAAUGGCUGUCUCUGCGUCAUCCCCAGUUGCUUACCUUGCCAGAAUCGAACAUUCCAAGUUUUCCUCAAAAAACCCCAAAUUCAACCCCUUUUUCCCCGCUAAAAAGCCACUAACAAUCGUAAACAUGGCUCCCAAAAAGAAGGUAAACAAGUACGAUUCCGGUUGGGAAAAGCAAUGGUUUGGAGCAGGGAUCUUCUACGAAGGAAGCGAAGAAGUGGAGGUGGACGUGUUUAAGAAGCUUGAGAAGAGGAAGGUUCUGAGCAACGUUGAGAAGGCAGGGCUGUUAUCCAAGGCGGAGGAGCUUGGACUCACCCUUUCGUCCAUAGAGAAACUUGGCGUUUUUUCCAAAGCCGAGGAGCUAGGGCUGCUCAGCCUGUUGGAGAAGGCGGCCAGUGUAUCCCCUUCAACGCUGGCUUCGGCGGCACUGCCAGUUUUAGUGGCGGCGCUGGCGGCUGUAGUAAUUAUACCGGAUGACUCGGUAGGGCUAGUGGCGGUGCAAGCGGUGUUGGCUGGGGCACUUGUUGUUGGUGCUGCUGGCUUGUUUGUGGGGUCGGUUUUAUUGGGUGGUCUACAAGAAGCGGAUUAAUGUUCACAUAUUUCAUUGCAUGU